AUGUUCUCAGUGGCUGCUGCUGGAGUUGACCUCUAUGAGGUCCUCGAGAUCCAUCAGAGCUCAACCAAAGAUGACAUCCGCAAGGCAUACCGCAAGGCAAGACGAAUCCCGAACGCGGCCUUGACCAACCACCCCGACAAAGUCCCCGAAGCCGAGCGCGAGGAAGCCUCGAUCAGGUUCAAGGCUGUGCAGGAGGCCUACGAUAUUCUCUACGAUGAUGACAAGCGACACCUCUACGACACACACGGCAUGUCUGCCUUUAACGGCUCAGGUGAGCCUGGCAUGGCAGGACAGCCUGAUCUGGACGACUUGCUGGCACAAAUGUUCGGUGGUAUGGGCGGCAUGGGCGGCAUGCCUGGUAUGGGAGGAAUGGGAGGGAUGCCCGGAGGUGGUCGCCCAAACAAACCGCGCAAGAGCCCCAGCGAAGAGCAAGAUUAUGAAGUCAGCCUGGAGGAUCUGUACAAGGGCAAGACUGUUAGGUUUUCCAGCGUCAAGAACGUCAUUUGCGGACAUUGCAAGGGCAAGGGUGGCAAGGAAAAGGCCACUGCCAAAAAGUGCUCGACUUGCGAUGGUCAUGGCCACAAGGAGGUCUUGCAGCGCAUGGGCCAAUUCGUGACCCAGCAGACGGUUGUCUGCACCACAUGUAACGGAGAAGGCUCAUACUACGCCCCGAAGGAUAAGUGUAAGAAGUGCAAGGGCACGAGAACGACCGAGGCGAAGAAGAUCCUGGAGAUUUACAUCCCCCGAGGCGCGAGGGAAGGAGACAAAAUUGUGUUGGAAGGCGAGGCCGACCAGGUGCCCGAUCAAGAGCCCGGCGACAUUAUUUUCAAAAUCAUUGAGGAAGAGCACCCUGUGUUCACACGCGCCGGCUCGGAUCUCCGCGCAACUAUUGAUAUCACUCUUGCUGAAUCCUUGACCGGAUUCUCCCGCGUUGUGAUCAAGCACCUUGAUGGCCGUGGCAUUGAGCUUAACCACCCCCUCACUGCCGGCGGUAUUCUCUCUCCCGGACAGGUCCUCAAAGUCCCCGGAGAGGGAAUGCCGAUGAAGCGCACCGAUGCCCGUGGCGACCUGUACUUGGUUGUCGACGUUAAGUUCCCCGAUAACAAGUGGAAGCCCACCCCAGAGAUGAUGGAGAAGCUCAAGGAACUUCUCCCCAAACCUAGUGCCCCUAUCACGGCCGAUACCGUGGACGAAGUCGAAUAUGACCCCAAGGGCCGGAUGGAAGAAUUCGGUGCGCAGGAUGGCCAUGACGCAUCGGGAUGGGAAGACGAGGAAGACGACGAGGAACCGGCACAGUGCGCAGCUCAGUAG
Penicillium robsamsonii is the source of this 1311-nucleotide messenger RNA. Its product is annotated as putative DnaJ domain protein (Mas5). Gene Ontology annotation, cellular component: cytoplasm. The transcript is spliced from 4 exons. Lineage: Eukaryota; Fungi; Ascomycota; Eurotiomycetes; Eurotiales; Aspergillaceae. Gene Ontology annotation, molecular function: Hsp70 protein binding. The record is from RefSeq and is a predicted model, not a curated record. Gene Ontology annotation, biological process: protein refolding. Bases 1 to 1311 code for a protein of 436 amino acids.